Syzygium oleosum is the source of this 4747-nucleotide messenger RNA. RefSeq lists its product as uncharacterized. Lineage: Eukaryota; Viridiplantae; Streptophyta; Magnoliopsida; Myrtales; Myrtaceae. The coding region runs from base 149 to 4363 and encodes 1404 amino acids. The transcript is spliced from 12 exons. The record is from RefSeq and is a predicted model, not a curated record.
CGGCAACCAGCGGAGAAAAAAACCCUACUUUAAACCCUCCACAGCGAGAGAGGAGAGAGGAAGGUUUGGGUUCGUAUCAUCAUCGUCGUCGUCGUCGUCGACAUCAUCAUCGUCUCCAAGUGUUAGCGUCGGAGUGAGUCGCCCGCUGAUGAUGGAGGGUCCGAGCCCGAGCGCGGUUUUCAUCGACACGAGCCUCGGCACUCACCUGGCGAUGCUCGUCUCCGGCGCCGACACCGUCUCCGACCUCAAAAAGAAAAUAAAGGUUGAACACAAAGCAUGCUUCCCAACCUUGGGGGAGAUACUUGUUAAUGCUGUAAAGGUUAAGCGCAAAGGAGACUUUUACCAUCUAGCUGAUUCCAUGCAUGUGAGAAGUGCAUUCAAUGGGGUCAAAAAGAAUUGGUUUCUUUCAGUUGAUGCUUCCAUUUCGAGUGUCUAUUCUGAUGGACAAAACAUGCUCAAUCCUAGCUCCAGCGGCCAACCCGUUCUCCUUGCAAUCUCUAGUAAACCUUCCAGUGAUCGACUUGAUACUGCACCUGAUGACCAGCCUGAAACUGUGCCCAGGUUUGAGGUUUCAACAACGCCAAAGGCUGGUAGCUACCAAAAUGGUGACAAGGUCGUUCCUGUCCUUGCUUCAGAAAAUUUGGGGGUUGAACAAAAUGACGGUGUUAAUUGUUCGAACGCAAAUAGAAUGACCCCUCUGCCCUCUCUAGGGAUAAAUCAGAACAAUGAAAUUUCUACAUCUAAUGCAUUAUCUACCAAACCUGUGGACAUUUGUGACACGUUCACGACUGGAUCGAGAAAUAAGAAGAGGAAAAAGAAAGAGAAAAAGUCAAAGGUGUGCAAUCCAGAAGAUUUGAGUCACCCUUCUUCUAGGAAAGCCAUCAGGAAUGAGAUGGAAAUGCAGAAGGAGAAAUUGGUCUUUGAUAGCAAGGAUCUCAGUGGAGAACCUGAAAUUACUGUGGCUACUGAUCAGAGCAUUCAGAGCCCGAAAUCUUCUGAACCUCAACAGGCCUCUUUUACAGAAAAGCCCGUAGAACCUGUUCAAGAAAAGGAUAUUGAGAUGCGUGAUGUCAAUUCCGGUAAACAGUAUAGUGGAGACAGUGCAGAAGAUGGUGUCCACUCUUGUCCACUUGUAGUCAGAGAGCCGGACCACUCGAAAAGAGGAUUUGGCCAGAAUAAAGUCACUGGGGGCAUUGAGAAGGCUAUUGUCACUGGUGAAUCAGUAGUUGCUUCUAAAACUGAGGAACUCAAAGCAUCCACAAAGAAAAAAAAGACCUCUAAAAGAUUAAAGGAGUCGGAUGGGGAAAAAUGCAUCAAUUCAUUUAGCGAGCAUAUUGAAAGCUCUUUGAUUGGAAGAUCUUUAGCCGACCUUCAAAAAGUUCCUGAAGGUGAUGAAUCCCAAAAUAAACUUGAGAACCGAGAAAACUUUUUGUCUCAAACAAGGGGAGGAGAAACAAUGGUGAUGGCUGCUGCAGAGCCUCUUGAUAUGCAUGGGACUAAGGUGGAAUCUUCUCAACAAGUUAUUGAGAAGAAUAUGGAUAUUGAGAGCACUGAAGAGAAGACAAAGAAGAAAAGCAAGAAAUCACGAAGAUCAACUGUGGAGAAUCUACCCAGUGUGGAGAUGAAAGAUCCAAACUCGGACGGUAAUGAUCCACUAGUGACGAGUGCGACUGUGAAUGAGACUACUAACAAGCAGACCAGUCACAGGGGGUCCGUGAAAGGUUCAUCACGUGCAUCUGAAGGAAAUAGCGGAGGCAAUCCUCCUCAAUUGACUAUGAAUGUGGAUCUCCCCAGUAAUGACCAUCUAGAGAAAGGAGAAAACUUGUCUGAGGCUAGGGGAGGAGAAACAAUAGGGAAGAUUGCUGCUCCAGGGCAUCUCGAUCUGCAUAGGAGUAAGGCGGAAUCCUCACAACAAAUUAUCGAGGAAGAAGUGAAAACUGAUAGCAUUGGAGAGAAGACAAAGAAGAAAAGGAAGAAAUCACGAAGAUCAACUGGGGAGAAUCUACCCCUUGUGGAGAUGAAAGAUCCAAACUCUGAUGCUUUUGAACUUACACCGAUGAGUACUACUUUGAAUGACACUACUAAUGAGCAUACCGGCAUCAUGAAGCCCACAAAAGCUCCAUCACAUACAUCUGAAGGAAAUAACGAGGGUGGCCCUCCUCAAUCAAUCAUUAAUGUGGAUCUCCCUAGUGGUGACCAUCUAGAUAAAGGAGAAGGCAACUUGUCUCCAGCAAGGGGAGGAGAAAAGAUAGCGAGGGCUGCUGCUGUAGAGCCUCUUGAUGUGCACGGAACUAAAGCAGAAUCCUCGCAACAAAUCAUCGAGAAAGAAUUGAACUUCGAUUGCACUGAAGAGAAGACAAAGAAGAAAAGGAAGAAAUCACGAAGAUCAACUGGGAAGAAUCUACCCCUUGUGGAGACGAAAGAUCCAAACUCUGAUGCUUUUGAACCAACAACGAUGAGUACCACUCUAAUUGACACUACUAAUGAGCAUACCAGGUACAUGGAGCCCGUGAAAGCUCCAUCACAUACAUCUGAAGGCAAUAACGAGCGUGGCCUUCCUCAAUCAAUCAUUAAGGUGGAUCUCCCUAGUGGUGACCCUCUAGAUAAAGGAGAAAACAAAUUGUCUCAAGCAAGGGGAGGAGAAACGAUAGUGAGGGCUGCUCCUGUAGAGCCUCUUGAUGUGCAUGGAACUGAGGCGGAAUCCUCCCAACAAAUCAUUGAGAAGGUGAAUGUUGAAACCGCUGAAAAGAAGAAGACAAAGAAGAAAAGAAAGAAAUCAGGAAGAUCAGCCGUGGAGAAUCUACCCAGUGUAGAAAUGAAAGAUCCAAAGUCCAAAACUAAUGAUCCACUACCCAUUAGUGCAACCGUGGAUGAGACUGCUAAUGGGCAUACCAGUUACAUGAAGCCCAUGGCAGCUCCGUCACGUACAUCUGAAGGAAAUAACGAGGGUGACCCUGCUCAAUCAAUCAUGAACGUGGAUCUCCGUAGUGGUGACCAUCUAGCUAAAGGAGGAAACAGCUUGUCUCAAACAAGGGGAGGAGAAACAAUGGUGAGGGCUGCUGCUGCAGAGCCUCUUGAUGUGCACAGGACUAAGGCAGAAUCCUUAGAACAAUUCGUUGACAAAGAAAUGAACAUCGAAAGCACUGCAGAGAAUACAAAUAAGAAAAGAAAAAAAUCACCAAGAUCAACUGUGGAGAAUCUACCCAGUGUAGAUAUGGAAGAUCCAGACUCUGAUGCUAAUGAUCCGCUACCCAUUAGUGCGACUAUGAAGACCAUGAAAGCUCCAUCACAUACAUAUGAAGGAAAGAAUGAGGGCGACCUUCCUCAAUCGAUCAAGGAUGUGGAUCUCCCUAGUGGUGACCAUCUAGACGAAGUUAACAAUCACGUGAAGGCAGUGAUUGAAAGUGACAUAAUCAAUUUCAGUGAUUAUUUUGCACCAAGGCAACUCCAGCAAGAAGCCCUGGCUCCUGACAAUUCUGUUGUUGAUGGAGGGACAAAAGAAAAUAGCGCAGCUAGAAAGGUCAAAAGCAAAAGAAGAAAGAAAGCUGAUGCAACUGUUGAUGGCAGCUCGUCCGGGUUGCAGAGUUCACUUAUGUCAAAUGGACCACAAGAUGGACUAAAAUCUCCUACUGGUAACUCCUACUCCAUCCAUCUUCGAGAAUCACUGGCUAAUGACAAGAAUGAGCACUCAGGUAGCAAUGGGAAGUAUCCUCGUGUAGGUCCUGGAAGUACAGACCAGACUUUGUUGUCUUCAAAAUCGGACCAGUUUAAGAUUAUAGCUGAAGAAGCUCCAGGGGCCAAAGUCAUUGUUGUUACUCCUAAUCUAGAGAAAGACAGUGAAACAUCAGCUGCAUCAGGUUCUGACAUGAGAAGAACCAAGAAUGUUAAAGCAGGCAACAAGAGACGCUCAGGAGUUGACCGCUAUCGUCUGGCUGUUAGGAAAUCUUCUCACCAGCAUACUGGGGAAGUUGUUGAUACCUCUGAACGGAAGAAAAGCUUGUUAGCAACAUCAAUCGCAAUUUUCAACGAUGAAAGCAGUGGGAGUUCUGCAGAAGCUGAGGGAAUUGAGGAUUCCGAUGCUAGCACCAGGACACCAUCAGAUAAGUUGUUAUCUGACUACUCUGACGGCGACAGUAAUGCAAAUCUGAACUCACCUAGGGAUGGGAAUCUUUCAAGAAAAGAUGAUGGUGGGAGUAGCAUGAAGAAAUCACAGUCCUUAGACAGAAAGGAUCUAACCCUCGACAAGAUCCUCAGGAGUUCAAGCAGGUACAAGAAGGCCAAGCUAGCUGCUUCUCAAUCGCAGCUUGAAGACUCUGAAAGCCAACCACUUGAAUUUGUGCCUGAUAGUCAAGCCAUUUCAUAGUUGGCUCUGUGAAAUACAACAGGUAUAGAAGACAUACCUCAAGGGGGUUGAUUUGGAGGACGAGUCAUACACAUCAUAACCUCCUCAGAUUUUGACAUUUGUGUUUUUUGUUGAGCUUUUUUUCACCCCCUUUUCUCUAUAUUCUGCUACUUCUCAAUGAUCCCCUAAUUAGCUUAAAAUGCAUUUUGCUGGAAAAGAGGUACUCAUGUUCAACAAUGCUCUGUCCGGAAGCUGACUCUUUUUGGAGUCACUGUGUCCGGUUCAGCUGGUGGUUAAUGAAAUUUUCCUCCGGUGCAAUCACCGCCUACGCCCCCCCCCAUUUUCCAAAAUUCGGGAUGGAUGACUGGUUAACUGAGUUCAAUAAAUUGGAAGUUGUAGCUUUAA